AUGUCUGACAUUCAACAACGCAUUGACCAACUCGAAAAGUUAGUUGAAAAGCAGGGUGCUUUGCUUGCCAAAACUGGUCAGCAAUUAGUGCAGUUACAGGUUCUGGACGUCAAGGCGAGAAUGAAGCUGAUUGAUGACGUUCAACGCCAAUUGAACCCCCAAGACAAGCUGAAAGGGGUUGAUGACCUCGACUUGACUGACUACGUCACUAACGAAGAUCUUAUUCAAAUGGUCGGUGAGUUGCAGGGCCAGUUGGAUGGUAUCGAGGACCGAAGCAUCAGACGCGUGUACAACCUGACUACCAAAGGUAGCAUUGCUCCCUUGUCCAACCGUGAUGGUGAACAACCGACAGAAGAUCUUUUGGGCUUCAAGUUUCCUGCCACAGUGGCUGAAUUUGAAAAGUUGCCCAAAAUUGAUAUCAUUCAAUUGGCACUUUUCUAUGAAGUACUUGUUCCUGAUACUCGUCUUGAGUCCUUAGCACAGGCUGCUAAGCUGGAUGACCCCGAGGCUGUGAAGAAAGCAUUGGAGGAGAAGACGCUGGCGCUGGCCUUGCUGAAAAUUCAUGACCUGAUCAGCGACGCUGACUUGAAGGCUGCCUUCGAUGACGUUGCCCGUUACUUGGGUUUGCCGGUUCGCAAAGGUGAACCAAAUCAAUUCUAA
Messenger RNA from Diutina rugosa, 660 nucleotides. It is a transcript of the gene MRP8, whose product is annotated as Mrp8p. The record is from RefSeq and is a predicted model, not a curated record. Bases 1 to 660 code for a protein of 219 amino acids. NCBI's taxonomy places the organism in Eukaryota, Fungi, Ascomycota, Pichiomycetes, Serinales, Debaryomycetaceae. The transcript has a single exon.